AUGGCGAAGAGGCCCGGCCCCUCGCGUACUCAGUCCAAGAAGGACUACACCCCGGAGACCCUCCCUGGGUUCACGAGGCUACGCUGUGAUGACUGUGGCAAGCGCGUCGUCAACCGGCGCGACCAGCAGCGCCAUGCGAACUUACAUCUCCCCGACACGCCCGAAUACGAGGAAAUCAAGAACCCAUAUCCUUGCCGCUGGCCAGGAUGCACCAAGCGGUUUUCGCAGAAAACCCCUCUGAGGGAUCAUCUGAACGUGCAGUGCCCUGAAUGCCGCAAGGGCUUCAGAAACGCCGGUGGUCUUCAUCAUCAUCGCGAACGGGAUCACCAGUACAAGUCAAAAAAGGCUCGGGGCUCGCGCGAGUCGCCUCGCACAGGCCCAUACACGAAGAAGCCCAAGGCAAAGAAGGCUGCACGCACUACAUCACCCACAGUGUCAAGUCCGUUCGAGGAUGUGCACGGAUCCACAGACUCGCCACUGCCUGUCGAUGCCCCUACCCUGGCCUCUGGCUCUGCCACAGCAUAUGUGCCCGAGCUCUCGCCUGAUGCCUCAUCUUCGUCGGGCUUCGCUGAGCCGUCGUCGCAGCCCUCGCCUGCGGAUGCUGUCUUCUUCUCUUGGACUAGCGACAACAUCCCUGCUUGCGUCCCCGUCGCCGGGCCGUCCCACUGCUACGCGCCUUCUCCUGCUGAGGCAUCGUAUACUUUCGACGCGUUCCUGCCUGCCGAGGUAUCGUACCCCGUCUAUGGCCAGAAUUUUAACGAUUUUACCAACGUUCCGGCUCAGCAGCCGGAUGAUGGGCUCUUAUUUACUCCCCCUCGAAGCAGCGUCAGCCUUCCUUUGGACGACCCUACUAUUCCUCAAGACUUCUCAAACGCGCCCUUCGACACCUCUGCUUUCUCGGUGGACUCCGCUUUCCCCGUCGAUGCCACCUUACCCUUCGACGCGUCCAACAUUCCUGCGAACUCCUUUGGUUUCGACUUCGCCGGGUUCCCCAUGGGUGCUCCUCUUCCGCCGCUGUAUGAUCCUCUCUUCGCGCUCGAUGCUCCCGCUCCGCGCUCCUUUGAGGGUCAGAUCCCCUUCAGCGGUCGGACCCCCUUUAACGGUCAGAACUCGUGGAAUGACCAGCCGCCCUACCUUCCCACCCUGCCGCAGCUGCCAAUCGAUUUCGCAUAUGACAGCCUCGAGGAGGCUCCCCGUGACACCUUCGCGAGCUUCCGGUUCACCCACCCUUAG
This is a messenger RNA of Schizophyllum commune H4-8, 1233 nucleotides long. RefSeq lists its product as uncharacterized. Gene Ontology annotation, molecular function: chromatin insulator sequence binding. The transcript is spliced from 4 exons. The record is from RefSeq and is a predicted model, not a curated record. NCBI's taxonomy places the organism in Eukaryota, Fungi, Basidiomycota, Agaricomycetes, Agaricales, Schizophyllaceae. The coding region runs from base 1 to 1233 and encodes 410 amino acids. Gene Ontology annotation, biological process: regulation of transcription by RNA polymerase II. Gene Ontology annotation, cellular component: chromosome.